AUGCUCACCGACGCGGAGAAGGUGCAGACGUUGAUGAGAACCUUCUUUCGACUCAUCGCCAACAACGAGACCCACCCCAACGCUGGAAAAGCGAGACGUGAUCAGAUCACCCUUGGCGACGACCCCAGUUUUGUCCCAAGCAGCGUCAUGCCGCAUUUCACCAUCGACGACAACGGCAAUCCUUGCUUCGUACCUGGAAGUUCAAGUCGCCAAUCGUCGGGCGGAAAGAACAAGUCGCAGUCUCAGCUCAGCCCUUUCCCUGACCCCAUCAACUUCUUCCCUGAAGGUCGAGAGAAGUCUGUUCUCAACCUCGACAUAUCUCAGUCGUUUGAUGGUCUAGAUUACCGUUUGCCCUCUCCAUUCGCCAACUCUUCCGCAAAGAAGACCCAGCUUCCUCGAACGCGAGAGGAUAUGGAGAUUAACAUGGACACUGGUCCGUUCGGUGCUCUGGACGAGUCUGACAAUUUUGGUGGUGUGGAACUCGACAUUGACGAAAAUGGUGCCAUCAUCCUGGAUGAUAAUGAGCUUGAGCUCCCAUACCUCGGCGCAAUCGACAUGGCAGAUGCUGGGGCCCCAUUUCAACAUGAUCAUACCCAAGAUGAGCAGACGAUUCCCCGUGACGCCGAAGGCGACGUCCCCAUGAUAGGCAGUGACUCUAUCGUUCUCCCGGGUGAUCCUGUCUCCUCGGUCCCCGAGUCGCCCGAUAAUGGUCAGGGAAAGCAAGCUACUGCCGCAUCCAAGAAGCGUCGCCGUGUGCUGAAGCUCGACAAUGAAGGCACUACGAUCUCACGCUCCGUCCUCCGAGACUGGCAGGAACAAUACGUUGAAAACGCGGAAAGAGCCACCAGCAAGCCCAAGGGCGUCACACAAACCCAAGCCCAGAGCAAUGCAUACUUCUUCACUUUCGGGCAGGGCAUCGGAGGCGUCGGCCGCAGCACAGGGAUUCCAGGAACCAACUUCCCUCUUGCAGAUAUUUUCGCUGGCAACGGUCUUCGCAACAUCAUCUAUGGCCCACCCACUGAAGCGGAGCAAGAAAUGCAGACGCCUUCACCCAAGGGACGUCGGAGAAGAGCAAAUGAGGCCUUUGACGAGAUGGGUUAUGCAAGUGAAACGCGCAACGUGCGUCUGAGAGUCGACGAGACGCCCCAGCAGGGACGCUCCGUAGACGAUGUUGAGGACUACGGCGUGCUUGGCGAUGAAACCAUGCCGGAGAUGGGAAUGGAGGCUGCCCAGCCCAUGGACGAUCAUCAUUCGUCUUCCAUGAUGCCCUGGAACCGGACACCGUCGAUUGGCCGGGCCUCUUCGGUCAUCGGCAACAGUGCUCAGCGUCACGAGCAAGCCAGUCAGAAGCCCGCCAUCCCUCGCAGGAGCAGCAUCGCUCAUUUCGAACUUCACGAUGCCCAGGGAAGCGACCUGGAUGCAGCUCCGAUUGGCAUGCCUGGCUCUCGAGACUUGGGAUCAGGCAGUCUUAACUCUCCGGGAAACGGGGUCAACGCACAAGAUAUGGAUGAGAACGACUCUCACUGGAUGCGGUCGACACUGGACACUGCAAGCGUAGAGUUUUUGAAAUGGACCGAAGAGGAGGUCAAGAAGGCUGGCCAGGUCAAAGAGGGAGACAGCAACGAGAACCGGCGAUGGGUCGGUUUUGAGGACCUCGUUGACCCGGCGAAGCAAAACCACGUUGUUGCGACCCAGGCAUUCUACCACAUUCUUUCACUGGCGACGAAAAAUGCUAUCUGCGUGGAGCAGCAGGUAGAGAACAUGCAGCCUUUCGGACCGAUCCGAGUUGGACUCGACCUGAUGACGCAUCUUGAGAGCACGGAGUAG
Colletotrichum destructivum is the source of this 1827-nucleotide messenger RNA. Its product is annotated as Putative rad21/Rec8-like protein. The record is from RefSeq and is a predicted model, not a curated record. Lineage: Eukaryota; Fungi; Ascomycota; Sordariomycetes; Glomerellales; Glomerellaceae. Bases 1 to 1827 code for a protein of 608 amino acids. The transcript is spliced from 2 exons.